Molecule: messenger RNA, 2163 nt
Organism: Kalmanozyma brasiliensis GHG001
Lineage: Eukaryota; Fungi; Basidiomycota; Ustilaginomycetes; Ustilaginales
Exons: 1
Coding region: 1-2163 (720 amino acids)
Cellular component (GO): nucleus
Source: RefSeq, a predicted model, not a curated record
AUGUCGGGUGCUGCUUCCACCAACCCCGCGCUCAGCUUCGGUCCCGCCGGUCCGUCGACCAUGCCAGCCUCCAACUUCCAAUCGCCCGCAGACCCAUCAUCGAGCGCGGCUGGCUACACUACCAGCACCGUCGGGGGCUUUCCUGCCAGCUUUGGUCGUGUCAAGCCAGAGAACUCCACCUAUGGGUACGACGAGCAGGCCCCUCGAUCGCAACAGCACGGCAACUACACUCACGAACUCGGCGGCGCUGGUACGCUCGCUCAGACUCAGGCUCUUGGCGCUUUCAACUCUUCCGCCUCCCCACACUAUGCUGGCCAGGCCCAGUUCGGAGGACACGUCAGGCAUCAGUCGCUCAACACGGGGGUGAGCCAGCUCGGCCUCGGCGGCUCGAGCGGUGCCUACUCCUUUGGCGAUGUCAACGCCAAUCAGUACAGCAACUACAACCUCGUGACCGCCCAAAAGUCACCGUUGGGGCGUUCGACGGGUCUGGCUUCUGACACUUCGCCGACACGAACCCGCUACGCCUCCGCCGGCUAUAACGACCCACGCACCGCUGACGCUCGUUCGCCCAUGCGUCCCAUUGGUCUCGGUGUCACGGUCACCCCAGGAACCGGCAGCGAUGAGCUCCCCAAAGUCGAAGGCGGCUCUCCCAGAUCGCUCAAGCGCUCCGCCGAUCCUAUGGAAGAUCUUCGCAGCUCCGCCGAGCACUCGCAGCUUCGUCGCCCCGCCUCCUUCCCAGUGCUCGGCACUAACCAAGGCAACGUGUACGGCCGCCCCAUGGGUCAAGAUGCUCGAACCUCGCAGACCGUCGGUCGCCGAACGGGUCGUGGCGGAAUGACCAUCCCAGGCCAGAUCACUCCGGGUCGAUCCAAUGUCUUGCUCCCAGCUCUCGGUGUCGGCUUUUACGACGAGGAGGCUCGCCGAGAGUCGUUUGGGUCCAACCCUGCUAUGCAGUCGCCCAUGGCUCACUACGGCGCUUCUGCCUCGUCGGAUGAGCUGGGUCUGAGCGGCACCGGCCUCCCUCAGCUCAUGCGAGCGACGCAGAUCCCGGGGUCGCUCACACCGACUCCCAUCAUGCCUCACGACCCCAUGUACAGCCCACCCGGCGGAAGCAGUGGCGGUGCGCCGCGUGCUAAGCUCGAGCUGCACGGCAACCUCAACGACAUGGCGGUCGGCUGGUCGCACGAUGAGUGGCGCAGCGGGCGUCGACUGGUUCAGUUCUGGCGACGUCAGGAGGGCACCACCAUCCACGCCACCUUCCGCCCCAUCCUCCCCUCGCAGUACGUGCCCAACAGCAUCGUCGUCUCGUGCAUCUUCCGCGAGGACAAGAACGAGUGCUUUGUGACCUCGGUCGACACGAUCUACCUGCUCGAGGCGCUCGUCGCCAGCCGUUUCACGGUGGAGGAGAAGAACCGCAUUCGUCGCAACCUCGAAGGCUUCCGUCCCAUCACGGUGAGCAAGAACAAGCGCGAGUGCGAGCGCUUCUUCAAGCUCAUCAUGAGCUUCCCCAACCCCAAACCGAGGAACAUCGAGAAGGACGUCAAGGUGUUCCCGUGGAAGGUGCUUGCUUCGGCACUGUGCAAGAUCAUUGGCAAGUACAGCGCGUCGUACGAGGGAGGACCGCCUGUGCUGGGCGACCUUGGGUCUGAGACGCCAUUCCAGGGCACCAUGUCGGCGCCGCUGCCGUCGGUGGAUCUGUCGGGAGGGCACUACCGGGAUGCUUCGAGCUAUCCGGGCGCUUCGCCUUCGAUCAAGGACGGACGCUUGCCUGACUCGUCGUUUGACUACGACCGCUCGGGCGGCGCCACGGGUCUCUACGGGGUCCCGAACCCAGGGAUGCAUCACUCGGCUUCGUAUAGCGGCAACACGUGGAACGUGGGCGGUCAGGGUAUGGCCUUCAGUGCGCCCGGUGCCACUGGUGGUUACGCUGCAGGUGGCAAUGUACCCUUUGCCGCCGGUCACAGUCACACGCACAGCGCUAGCAGCUACGACGGCUUUGGCGGCGCCAACUUGCCAACCGCUUCGGACAGCAACACCAACCUGUACGCGCAGACGGCGGAAGGCUACCCAGCCGGUGCUGCUGCAACCCCCAGCCAGGGACCACAGGGCACGAGCACCCUCGCCGCCGCCGCUGGCGACUACUACCCUGAUCGCCGCCAGUAG